AAGCUCCGCGGUAAUCUCGCGAGGUUAGGGAAAUGUGUACUGAACGGAAGCCGCCAUAGGCCAAUUUCAAUCGGCGUGCUCAUUUGAACAAGAGGAACCGCUACGAAGCACGGGAGGAGAGCGGCCCAGUAGUGAUCAUUCAACUUCUAAGUCAACAUUGAUGGAGUGGCAGCCAGAUGAGCAGGGACUCCAGCAAGUCCUCCAGCUGCUCAAAGACUCCCAGUCGCCCAACACAGUCACACAGAGAGCUGUCCAACAAAAACUUGAACAGCUCAACCAAUUCCCCGACUUCAACAACUAUCUCAUCUUUGUGCUCACAAGACUCAAAACUGAAGAUGAGCCGACUCGCUCCCUGAGUGGUCUGAUUCUGAAGAACAAUGUGAAGGCCCACUACCAGAACUUCCCUCCAGCUGUGGCUGACUUCAUCAAGCAGGAAUGCCUCAACAACAUCGGCGAUCCGUCGCCACUCAUCCGUGCCACAAUCGGCAUCCUGAUCACUACCAUCGCCUCCAAAGGAGAGCUCCAAACCUGGCCUGAGCUGCUGCCUCAGCUCUGUAACCUGCUCAACUCAGAGGACUACAACACUUGCGAGGGCUCGUUUGGCGCACUGCAGAAGAUCUGCGAGGACUCGUCGGAGCUGCUGGACAGCGACGCUCUGAAUAGACCCCUCAACAUUAUGAUACCUAAGUUCCUUCAGUUCUUCAAGCAUUGCAGCCCCAAGAUUAGGUCUCAUGCUAUCGCCUGCGUGAACCAGUUCAUCAUCGGCAGAGCUCAGGCCCUGAUGGACAACAUCGACACCUUCAUAGAGAGCCUGUUUGCGCUGGCAGCAGAUGAGGACUCUGAGGUUCGAAAGAAUGUGUGCCGAGCCCUGGUGAUGCUGCUGGAGGUCCGCAUCGACCGCCUCAUCCCCCACAUGCACAGCAUCAUCCAGUACAUGCUGCAGCGGACCCAGGACCCUGAUGAGAACGUGGCUCUGGAGGCCUGUGAGUUCUGGCUGACUCUAGCAGAGCAGCCCAUCUGUAAAGAGAUGCUGUCUGGACACCUGGUGCAACUGAUCCCCAUAUUAGUAAAUGGGAUGAAGUACUCUGAGAUAGACAUCAUACUACUGAAGGGUGACGUGGAGGAGGAUGAGGCGGUACCAGACAGCGAUCAGGACAUCAAGCCCCGUUUCCACAAGUCACGCACCGUCACCUUACAGCACGAAGGAGGCGAAGGAGAGGAGGGCGAGGACAUCGAAGAGGACGACGACGACGAUGACGACACGCUGUCUGACUGGAACCUGCGAAAAUGUUCGGCAGCGGCCCUGGAUGUCCUCGCCAACGUGUUCCGCGAUGAUUUGCUCCCCCACCUCCUGCCGCUCCUGAAGGGCCUGCUCUUCCACCCAGACUGGGUCAUCAAGGAGUCCGGCAUCCUGGUGCUGGGGGCCAUCGCUGAGGGCUGCAUGCAGGGGAUGGUUCCCUACCUGCCGGAGCUCAUCCCUCACCUCAUCCAGUGUCUGUGUGAUAAGAAGGCCCUGGUUCGCUCCAUCGCCUGCUGGACCUUGAGCCGCUAUGCACACUGGGUGGUCUCCCAGCCCCCCGACUCCUACCUCAAACCCCUCAUGACGGAGCUCCUGAAGCGCAUCCUGGACAGCAACAAGAGGGUGCAGGAGGCGGCCUGCAGUGCGUUUGCCACCCUGGAGGAGGAAGCGUGCACAGAGCUGGUGCCCUACCUGAGCUUCAUCCUGGACACGCUGGUCUUUGCCUUUGGGAAGUACCAGCAUAAGAACCUGCUCAUCUUGUAUGAUGCCAUAGGAACUCUGGCAGAUUCAGUGGGCCACCACCUCAAUCAGCCGGAGUACAUUCAGAAGUUGAUGCCCCCUCUUAUUGCCAAGUGGAAUGAGCUGAAGGACGAAGACAAGGAUCUUUUCCCGCUACUUGAAUGUCUGUCGUCGGUAGCCACCGCCCUGCAGAGCGGGUUCCUGCCUUACUGCGAGCCGGUCUAUCAGCGCUGCGUCACGCUAGUCCAGAAGACGCUAGCUCAGGCCAUGAUGUACAACCAGCAUCCAGACCAGUAUGAGGCUCCUGAUAAGGACUUCAUGAUCGUGGCUCUGGAUCUGCUGAGCGGCCUGGCUGAGGGUCUGGGGGGCCACGUGGAGCAGCUGGUGGCUCGAUCUAACAUCAUGACCCUGCUGUUCCAGUGCAUGCAGGACACCAUGCCUGAGGUGAGGCAAAGCUCCUUUGCUCUGCUGGGUGAUCUAACGAAGGCGUGUUUCCUCCACGUGAAGCCCUGCAUCGCCGAGUUCAUGCCGAUCCUCGGGCUCAACCUGAACCCAGAGUUUAUCUCGGUGUGUAACAACGCCACCUGGGCCAUUGGAGAGAUCUCCAUGCAAAUGGGCACAGGUGUCAAGCAGCAGACAGGCAGCUGUCCAGGUGCAGAGAUGCAGCCUUAUGUGGGCAUGGUGCUGCCACACCUGGUGGAGAUCAUCAACAGACCCAACACACCCAAGACCCUGCUGGAAAACACAGCCAUUACGAUCGGCCGACUGGGCUUCGUCUGUCCCCAGGAAGUAGCACCACAGCUGCAGCAUUUUAUCAGACCAUGGUGCACGUCGUUGAGGAAUAUCAGAGAUAACGAGGAGAAGGACUCGGCUUUCCGGGGAAUCUGCGUUAUGAUCGGUGUGAACCCUGCAGGAGUCGUUCAGGACUUUAUUUUCUUCUGUGACGCUGUGGCCUCCUGGGUGAAUCCCAAGGAUGACCUGAGAGACAUGUUUUAUAAGAUCCUGCACGGCUUCAAGGAUCAGGUCGGAGAGGAGAACUGGCAGCAGUUCUCUGAGCAGUUCCCUCCUCUGUUGAAGGAGCGCCUGUCGGCCUGCUAUGGUGUCUAACCCGACGCCCUCCUCGGUCCACGCAGGACGCUGACCUGUUAGGUUGUGAAGGGGAGGGUACCAGGGGAACUCAUUGCACUGCCCAGAUCGUGGGGAGAAACUAGAGCUGGAGGGAUGUGACUGGCCUUGAACCCUCCACUCUGCGGACGGCCUCCUUUCCCCCCGCGCCCUGUUUGUCUCUGUGAGGGAGGGAGGGUGGGAGGAGGGUGGUGGGUGUGGGAGGGUAAACUGGGAAUAUAUACAUAUACCUCUCGGAUUAAACGCCUCACUAAAUCCAACACGCUCAAAAGUGACUUUCGCCAACAGCACCGCAGGGAUCCUAGGUAGGCGAGGGGCAAAAAACGGGGGGCAGAGUUUGACCUCCCCCUCCUCGAUUUGAUUAUUCGAUAGAUGACGGCUGGGAGGGGAGGGGGGUGGCAGAUAGGUACAUAAAAAGGAAUUAUCCGAACCAGCAUAGGGUGCCACAGUCCCAAACACCACCUGUAGUCAGUAGAAUGACUCACCUGUAGGCUUGUGCCAGAGGCUAAACAUAAACUUUUACUCUGUAACUAAAGUGCACAAGAUUUAUUUGCACCUUUUACUGCAUCAUAUACAUGGGUCUUUUUUUUUCAUAUGUACAUUUAGCUGAAUUUACUUUCCUUCCUCUUCCCUUGGUUGCUGAAUUCCUCUCGAGUUUUUUUCCCCCUCAUCAGAGGCAAAACAAACAAAAAAAAAAGAUGCAGUACGUCUUUUCCUUUUCACACCACCGCAGUACCAGAACAUUGCAUGGCAUAUGAUCACCUCUUAGUGACGCAUGUUUGAGUGAAUGUUAUUAAUCGUCGUGGGUUUGGGGAGGCUGCCAUAAAUUUGAAACUGUCAGGUGCUCGGUUGUUUCGUCCUCCCGUUCUUGCGUGUCGUCUAAUCAGUGGCGUUUAAUUGGAGGCAGAUUAAUGCAGGAAUCAGCUCACGUGUGAUUGUUUGGAGACACUGCAGCCAGAGUUCACAUACUGUAGACAGAAUCACAUUUGCUGCUGCUUCUCUUUUUUUGUUGAGUAUUUACAAAAACGGACGUAAUGAGAGCGAUAAGACAUCACCAAGAAUGAAUUGGUUCUUACUGGUAUAAAUGCACUUUUUUUUCUUUUUGUAAGAAAUUUAGAAUUUCUAAUGUUAAGACGUACAGUAAUAAUAUACUGAACUUGAGCUCUAGGUUUUUUGAUAAAUGAUUUUAGGACUGUUAACGGCUUGCUAAAGUAAGCGUAAUGAUAAUGUUAAGCAAUGGUAAAAGUGACUCGGUAAGACUUGAGGCCUCUUAAUGUAGUUUUAUAAUGUAGCUCCUGUAAAAUGGACUGAAUAGGAUUUAAGAAGAGGGAGGCAUCUUCAUGACAGUAUUCUGCUGCACCCGUCGGUCCAUAUCUGUGUCUGAGGACGUCGUUUUCAUCCAACAUUGAGGCUUCUGCUCGUCAUGAACAUUGCAUGCUUUCUGACAGGUCUUUGUUCCUUUUAGACAUUUUUCUAACGGAUCUCUUUGGGGGGAUCCGCCUUAUAAGAGCUUUGUCGAUGGCACUGCACCUCACUGCUGGACUAAUACGGUACUCCUCCAGCUUCUGAUCAAACUAGUGAUUGUUGUUGCCAUAUAUACACCCGUCGAUACUGUGUAGGAAAUGCCUGGGAAUACACCGAGUCCUAAUAGUUCUCCCCUGACACCGGUUAGCGUACGAGAGGGAGCGGUGGUCUUUAUUCAGCUUUAUCUUUUAGUCUUUGUCCGUAGUGGACAGUUGUAUCGGCUGUCUGCCUGUUGGUGUUUUACUAUAAAGGUGUGUCUGCGAGUACUUCUUAGACGACAUUUCGCACCGGCCCUGCUCUAGAGUUAUGUUUGGGAGGAUAUCUGAGUCGUGCAUGUUGAUGUGGCCGCUGAGUAUCAACACUUUACCGCCGGGUAACGGUUUGUCAGGGUGCAAGCAGCUGUUAGGAUGAACACUCACAUCUCAGAAGCAUUAAUAUCUGCUGGUAUCUCUGCUUCAUUUAUUAGAUGGAUUAAGCUUUAAGAGGAGACACUACAGGUGAAUGAGCUUUAACUUCACCAGGUGGUCACACAGUAACACUUCAUUUUUUUGUAAAGCACGUUUCUGGAGCAGAAUGGGGCGUACAUUUAGAUACUGACACUGGAUACAAUCAAAAUUCUGGUUUCGUUUUGUUGAAGUAGUUCUUGCAAAUCCACUUUUGUGAUAUUUUUAAGGAUGAGAUGUUCCAUAAGACUGAUUUAUGAACAAACCCCUCAGUAGAAACCUUCAGAAUAUAGAUGGGGAGGUUUGUUGUGAUUUAUAAUUGACAUCUGCAGAUGCAAAUGCACAAAAUGUACUAAACUACACACCUACAUGUGUGUAUUGGAUGUUUUCUCUGAAAUAAUCUCCCCUUGCAUGGAGGAAAGAGGACAUAUUUUUGCCUGUAGUGUCUCUCUUUUUAAAAAAAAUCAACAAACUAACAUGGAUUUAGUUGGUUGCUGAUGAGAGUUUUUGGAUCUUUAACCACUUUCAUGAGCAGCAACACUCCGGUGUGAUCACGUCUUGUUCAGGUUAGCCGGUGGGGAAGUGUUGAGACAUGAGGCGGCCGCUCAGCGAUCAGACUGAUGUUUGAUGCAGCGACUAGUGAAGCCUUCAAUACGACGUUUAGAAGGAUGGAGCUCUGUGCCACAGACGUGGUAAAAAGAAGUCGAGGCUCCACCAUUUCUCGCCACGUUGGGAUAAAUGAGCUGCAUAUGGAAGGAAAUUUAAAUGCAAAGGUGUCCGUUUUUUGUUAUUUUGUUUAUUUUUUAAUUUUUUUGUUUCAAUGCUCAUGUGAACGUUUUGUUUUUAUUUAUUUCGUUUUAUAUUUUAUUUUUUGUGCUCUUGCGCACAAAUUUUUUUUGGACUUUACAAGUUUUUUUUUCUUUCCUUUUUUAUUCUUUUUAUUUAAAGAACUAUUUGUUUUCGUUGUUUUAUAGCGGACCAUCUGAUUAUGUCAGGUUUGACGUGGUUGGACUGAAGGCGAGUCGGUGCUUGGUGCAAACCGUAGGGAAGAAUGUGGAAAACAAAUUCAUGACUUUGUUUCAAUCUGAUAUCACGGCUGGCAGUUGAAUUUAAUGUAGUACCUUUUUUUUUUUUUUUUGCUGAACCGUUGUGCAGGUGGGAUGUAAUCUGAUGUAUCCCUUUUUAUUUAAUUUUUGUGAAUAGGGGAAAAUAAAAGUUUUUCUAUUAAGCUUGGUGUCAGCUGAAUGUUUUGUUUUCUGUGUGGUCAUCACUAUGUUGGAAACCCGGGAAUACGACUGUAUACCAUCAAUUACAGUAAUAUUUAAUGGAACUUCCUGCACACCUGAUUAAGUACAUUUUGGGCCAAUUAAAGCUUCUGUCUGACUGCAUAGCUGAAUAAAUGUGUUAAAAUCAGAAAACUUUGUUGAACCUUACAAAGAUACCAGUUUUAAUUCUAAUUAUAUAGCCUCAACAUUAUUUUCAGCUUGUCUUUUACAACCAUGAGUACUUUGAACAUUUGGGAGUGGGGAUGCUAAUAAAGAGAGAUAUGACUGUUUGUUUAAAGGCAUUAUUCUGUAAUACUGUCAAAUAGUCAUUGCUGAGAUCACAGCUGCAUGUUUUGACAGGGAUAAUUGGGUCAAUAUAUAUUUGUGGGACUUUCUUGUAUCAUAGUUGACAUUUUUGCUGUUUUCAGGCCUAAAAUCAACAUGGCUGCCUAUAACCAAACACCACAUGGCAUUUUUACAGAAAGAUUCUUCUAAAUAUUAUACAUACAAUUGAGUGAAAUUGAAAGUUUUUUCUGAAGAUAUUGUAGUAAACCUGUUGACUACUUUAUAUUAAAUAACUCAGAAAGCC
Amphiprion ocellaris (clown anemonefish) is the source of this 6705-nucleotide messenger RNA. RefSeq names its product transportin-2. The coding region runs from base 161 to 2866 and encodes 901 amino acids. Gene Ontology annotation, molecular function: nuclear import signal receptor activity; small GTPase binding. NCBI's taxonomy places the organism in Eukaryota, Metazoa, Chordata, Actinopteri, Pomacentridae. The record is from RefSeq and is a predicted model, not a curated record. Gene Ontology annotation, biological process: protein import into nucleus. Gene Ontology annotation, cellular component: cytoplasm; nucleus. The transcript is spliced from 26 exons.